UGAGAGCAGUACCCUGAUCGGCUGAGAGCUGGCCAAUGCUGUCAGCGAUGGUCUCCCCGGUUGCUCCACAGACGGCACCGUCAAAUUGGAGCUUUGGCGGCGCGGGAAACGGCGGCUCAGGAGACGGUGGUGGCGAAACCGAUGCGGGGGGCUCGGGCGAGGGAGGAGCAGGGCUGGGCGGCGCCGGGCUAGGAGGCGCAGGCGAAGGAGGCGCGGGCGACGGAGGCUCCGGGCUGGGCGGGCUCAGCUCAGGGGUCGGGGGCGCGGGGCUGGGGGGCACGGGCGAGGGUGGAGCAGGGCUGGGCGGCUCCGGGCUGGGCGGCUCCGGGCUAGGAGGCGCAGGCGAAGGAGGCGCGGGCGACGGAGGCUCCGGGCUGGGCGGGCUCAGCUCAGGGGUCGGGGGCGCGGGGCUGGGAGGCUCGGGCGAGGGUGGAGCAGGGCUGGGAGGCGCCGGGCUGGGCGGCUCCGGGCUAGGAGGCGCAGGCGAAGGAGGCGCGGGCGACGGAGGCUCCGGGCUGGGCGGGCUCAGCUCAGGGGUCGGGGGCGCGGGGCUGGGAGGCUCGGGCGAGGGUGGAGCAGGGCUGGGCGGCUCCGGGCUGGGCGGCUCCGGGCGAGGAGGCGCAGGCGAAGGAGGCGCGGGCAACGGAGGCUCCGGGCUGGGCGGGCUCAGCUCAGGGGUCGGGGGCGCGGGGCUGGGAGGCUCGGGCGAGGGAGGAGCAGGGCUGGGCGGCUCCGGGCUGGGCGGCUCCGGGCUAGGAGGCGCAGGCGAAGGAGGCGCGGGCGACGGAGGCUCCGGGCUGGGCGGGCUCAGCUCAGGGGUCGGGGGCGCGGGGCUGGGAGGCUCGGGCGAGGGAGGAGCAGGGCUGGGCGGCUCCGGGCUGGGCGGCUCCGGGCUAGGAGGCGCAGGCGAAGGAGGCGCGGGCGACGGAGGCUCCGGGCUGGGCGGGCUCAGCUCAGGGGUCGGGGGCGCGGGGCUGGGAGGCUCGGGCGAGGGUGGAGCAGGGCUGGGCGGCUCCGGGCUGGGCGGCUCCGGGCUAGGAGGCGCAGGCGAAGGAGGCGCGGGCGACGGAGGCUCCGGGCUGGGCGGGCUCAGCUCAGGGGUCGGGGGCGCGGGGCUGGGAGGCUCGGCUCAGGGGUCGGGGGCGCGGGGCUGGGAGGCUCGGGCGAGGGAGGAGCAGGGCUGGGCGGCUCCGGGCUGGGCGGCUCCGGGCUAGGAGGCGCAGGCGAAGGAGGCGCGGGCGACGGAGGCUCCGGGCUGGGCGGGCUCAGCUCAGGGGUCGGGGGCGUGGGGCUGGGAGGCUCGGGCGAGG
This is a messenger RNA of Chlamydomonas reinhardtii, 1310 nucleotides long. RefSeq lists its product as uncharacterized. The coding region runs from base 36 to 1214 and encodes 392 amino acids. Lineage: Eukaryota; Viridiplantae; Chlorophyta; Chlorophyceae; Chlamydomonadales; Chlamydomonadaceae. The transcript has 3 exons. The record is from RefSeq and is a predicted model, not a curated record.